AUGGACACGCCGGAAAAACGUCCACGGAUGAAGGCUGCUGAUCGGCCUUGGGCGGAGCUGAGUGACCACCUUGUGAGGGGAAAUUGGUUGCUCCAAUCUCCGCCCCCUCUUCCGCCUCCACAAGACGAUCCACCAGUUACGCCAGUCAAGCGCAAGCACUGCAACGCUGAAAGUGCCCCAGAGUUGCCUAUGCCAAUCAAGGCAGAGCCCCAGCGACAAGGCCAGGUUGUUCAAGGACCAUGUCUUUUUGUAAGGAUGAUAAAUUAUAAUAAGUAUAAAUGGGUAAGUGGCUUGUUCAAACUGAAUCUCUUUCCAUUCCAUCCAGUUGAUCCUGGCAUAUAUUUCACAAGGGUUCGAAAGGAAUUCCAAGGUGUUUUUCUAUGUUCUUCCUUGGGUGAGGACCGAAGAAGUUGA
Cladocopium goreaui is the source of this 414-nucleotide messenger RNA. The record is from the annotation of a GenBank genome assembly. Lineage: Eukaryota; Dinophyceae; Suessiales; Symbiodiniaceae.